This is a messenger RNA of Soboliphyme baturini, 1016 nucleotides long. The record is from the annotation of a GenBank genome assembly. NCBI's taxonomy places the organism in Eukaryota, Metazoa, Nematoda, Enoplea, Dioctophymatida, Soboliphymatidae.
GCGUUCUAUGAACACCUUUCUCACAAAAUGUCCAUGUCUGAUUCGGUUUCGAAUGCCGGAUUACGACUGCUGCGGAUCAGAGAAGAAGCGACUCGUCUAGCGGACGAAUUUCAUGACCUGAAAACGCGGCUUCGUAAAUAUCACAUUUCGACCUUAGAUCCGGCGUUCGUUAAAGGAGACUUCGCUCAUUUCCCGUCUACGAACUACAUCGAAGUAUGUUUUCAGUCAAUCGCUCGUGACGACAUGAAAAGUGACGAGGUUGGUAAAGAACGAGCUGAGGAUGAUAUCAAACCAAACACUUUUCAGGAAGAGGAAUUGAAUUUUACGGAUGUUGACGAUUACGUUCCGUAUGUCACCGUAAAGAAAAGGCGUUAUGAAAAGUUUGAUUUUGUUUUCAUACUUUAUUGCUCAAAAUUAGUGCAGAAGGAAACGGAACUCGAAAAAAAGUUGAAGGAGGAGCAGAAAUUGCUGGAGAGUGUUGCCGGCCGCACUGCACUUAUGGCCGCAGCAGAAAUCGCCAAGGGUAUUCGAUACAAGGAGCCCAUUAAAACUGGGCUCAGUGGACGGGAUAUGAUCGGAAUCGCUUACACCGGUUCAGGCAAGACACUCGUUUUUGUUCUUCCUAUCAUUAUGUAUUGUGUAGAACAAGAACAAGAGUUGCCGUUCAUUAACAACGAAGGCCCGUAUGGACUAAUCAUCGUUCCAUCGCGUGAGUUGGCCAAACAAAUCUGCGACAUAAUCGAUCACUUUACUUCCGCGCUUCGCAGAAGUGCACUGCCUUCUCUUCGGCAUUGUCUUUGCAUCGGAGGUAUGCCUUUAAAAGAGCAGAUAGAAGCGUUGAAGCGCGGCGUUCACAUUAUGGUGGCGACACCUGGUCGUCUAAUUGAUCUACUGGAGAAAAAAGCCAUAAGCCUCGAAAUCUGUCGUUAUCUAUGCAUGGACGAAGCGGACCGCAUGAUAGACAUGGGAUUCGAAGAAGACGUCCGAACGAUCUUCUCAUACUUUAAGGUAUGACU